Staurois parvus is the source of this 314-nucleotide messenger RNA. NCBI's taxonomy places the organism in Eukaryota, Metazoa, Chordata, Amphibia, Anura, Ranidae. The record is from the annotation of a GenBank genome assembly.
CACAGGUGGGUGCACUGUUGGGCACAGGUGGGGGCACUGCUGGGCAUAGGUGGGGGCACUGCUGGGAACGGGUGGGCGGGGCUAGUGGGCGCACUGCUGGGCGGAACUUGCGGGUGUCACUGCUGGGCACCGAUCAUCAGGGCACUGAUCAUCAGUGCCCUGAGCUGCUCUGUGUGUGACAAGUACACUGAUGAAUCAGGGCACUGAUGGCUGCUCUGUGUGACAAGUACACUGUUGAAUCAGGGCACUGAUGGCUGCUCUGUGUGACAAGUACACUGUUGAAUCAGGGCACUGAUGGCUGCUCUGUGUGACAG